GACGCCUCGUCAAACCCUUCAACUAUCCUCACACACAAACAACCAAGUAAACAAACACACACACACUCUUUCCUCUACUCUAUUGUAGUUAGAAGGUGAAAAAUGAAAAUCUCAAGAACUGCAAGUUUGAUUGUGUUCCUUUUGUUAUUAGGUGAGACCCUACAAGUGGCAAUGGCAGUAACUUGUAACCCAGUUGAGUUAACUCCAUGUGCGAAAGCAAUAACAUCUUCAAGCCCACCAUCAACCAUUUGUUGCAGCAAAUUAAAGGAGCAGAAGCCUUGCCUCUGCCAGUACCUGAAGAACCCUUAUCUCCAGAAGCUCGUUAACUCUCCUAAUGCAAAGAAGGUAGCUACCACUUGUGGCUCUCCAUUCCCCAACAACUGCUAGGCUCUGUUCAUCUCUUUAUAUGCAGUGGAAUAGUUUGAUGGAGUUAUGUCGUUUUAGCUGUUUUGUUUCGGUAUAAUAUAUAUUUAGAGGGUAAUUUAUAUGUUAUGUUCGUUUCUAUAUAUAGUUUCUGUUUUCCACGGUUGAUGGAGUGCCAAGAUUCAUGUAAUGCUCGAGCUUUUCAGUUGGCUUCUUGUUUUCUCUGUCGUUUUAAUAGUGAACUUUGUUGUUCUUUUCAAUUUAUGGAUAAUUAUUUCUUCUUAUA
This is a messenger RNA of Jatropha curcas, 649 nucleotides long. Its product is annotated as non-specific lipid-transfer protein 2. The record is from RefSeq and is a predicted model, not a curated record. Gene Ontology annotation, biological process: lipid transport. NCBI's taxonomy places the organism in Eukaryota, Viridiplantae, Streptophyta, Magnoliopsida, Malpighiales, Euphorbiaceae.